Messenger RNA from Rotaria sordida, 489 nucleotides. The record is from the annotation of a GenBank genome assembly. NCBI's taxonomy places the organism in Eukaryota, Metazoa, Rotifera, Eurotatoria, Philodinida, Philodinidae.
AUGCCAUCGAUUCAACUAAUUGUCUUGAUCUUUUUUAUUUCAUCGAUUGCCGUUCAAGGACAAUAUAAAUUUUCCAAUUGUGGUUCGAAUCCGAGUAAUCACCAUAUCCAAUUGAAGGAUCUUCAAAUAAUACCUCAUCCAUUCAAGGUACCAGGUCCUGUUUUGUUCAGGCUUAAUAUUGAUGUUAGUGAAGAUAUUGUUCAUCCACUUCAGACUGCAUUCGAUUUAAAAGCAACAGCUUUUCUUAUCACUGUACCCAUCAAGUGUGAAGAUGGUGUUGGAUCCUGUACGUAUCCUGAUUGGUGCGUGGCUUGCUCAACAUGUUCCUGUCCAGUACUCGCUGGUAACCAAUUAAUAGAAAUACCAAUGAAUUUCACAGCAAGUAUUCCUAUCGGCUCAAAGGCAACAGUCACAGCUCAAAUUGAAUUUCGAUCUGACACAGGUCAAACAGGUUGUGUCAGAAUAACAGAUAUUGAUGUGAGAAAAUAA